AAUCUUUGUCCGCGGCCGUUGGUCAAAAUUCAAAUACGAUGCGGAGCUCCGUCGCCCGAAGGCACUUCGCGCAGUUCGAUGACGAGCUGCAGGACAGCGACCAGACCUUCUCGACGCCUGCGCGGCAUCUGCGGCCUCGUGCACGGCUCCCCACGGUCGCAGACGCCAGCGACAGCAGCAGUGGGAGGCCAUCGCGUCGACAAUUCUCGACCUCCGCGUUCUUCUCGGACACGACGGACGACGACGUAUCACGGCCAAUAACGAAGCCCUCAGACCGCUCCCGGCUCUCCAUGAGCGCACACAACCGCCCAGCACAGACACGGAACAACAGAUCGCCGCUGCAUAUGAGUGCGGGGCCGAGAAAAGGCCACAAAGGGACAUCUCACGUGCCCAGACUCCAUGUAAGCGCCAUCCAGUUUCCAGCUACACGCUCGGUGCUCUGGGAUCGUCGUCAACUGUCGGCUGCACCGAUCGGAGUGUCAUUGGAACAGGUUUUACCGCUUGUUAUCAUAGCAGCGGAGGCUUUGAAGGAGAUUUACAGGUUAUACAAGGAUAAAAGUGGCGUCCGCGGCAGUGGAGCAGCACUGUGUUAUCUGUAUGGAGAUGCGACGUCGACGAGAGGGAAGAAGGUGUUAUUUGAGGGAGUAACGAUGAAGAAGGAGGGUGCGAAGGCUGCAACGUGGUGUAUACCUGUAUAUACAAUAGCGGAUGGGAACAACCCUGGACUCUCACAGGAGACCUAUGUGUCUACUAUCGAAGCCGUGCAGAGCAGCUAUCGAGACGAGUAUACUGACAACGUCGCCUCGAAACUACAGCCCAAGUUGCUGGUGUUUCGGUCGUCUCCUCAUGCCGCACAACUGGAUUUCCAGCUGGAAUGCGCGGCGUCUCCCGUGCUCUUCAAGUUUUCUUUGGUACGCAACUUGCCACUGCUCAUGACGCCGCUCGCUGGGAGUUUAGCAAAGCGCGAGUUCAGUAUGCACUCCGGGAAUAUGCGAUCAGGUUAUCUCACUCUUGAUCGAACUCGGAAGGCGGUACCGCUGCUGAAAGUCGAUCCUCUAGUCCUGCAGCAGCCAGUUGUAGGCGUUUGGGUAUAUGGAGUCCAGAUCGAUGACGCGUGGGAUAAAGAAACCGCGCGACGACAACUGGCUGAUCCCUUCUUGUACUUCGCGUGCAUUGGGUACGUGAUGUCUGAGGCAAUUAAAGAGCGCGUAGGGCCCGAAAAGAACACGUUCUUGGUGGCAAUUUAUCCUGCUGAUGAUCCUGACAGCGGUGCUGUCGGUUCAUUGCCGCGUUUCUUCGAAUGCAGCUACUCGGAAUUCCUGUCGCCUCCAUCGAGGCCACUUCCAAUGGAACUAUAUUCCCAUCGACGGUCUUGUUUAGUAGGUGUGUCGAAAUUUUCGAGUGGCGUGGAACUGACGUUGUCUGCUGCGCCAACAAACGAGUGGGAAGAGGCUAGACGUCAAGUAAAAAUUCCUACGACGUCGUGUUCAACAGAUAUCGAUGAUGCACCGGAGCAUUCAGUCGCUGUCAGCGAAGAAGAAAAGGAGGAUGCUACAAGUGGCUGGACCAUUACAGCUGAUGCCAUUCGAAAGAGUUCCUCUCGAGAUACAAAGCCACAGAGUGAAUCAUCGGUACUGAGUGAAAAAGAUGUGGUUGAUACAAGACUCUCCACGGAGGACGAUGCUGUGGUUAUUCAAGAGAAGACAGCAACUCCGAUCAGUGGUCGAGACCAACGUGAUGCAGGUGAAAAAGAGACUUCGCAGCCGGCUCCGAAUGAGACGGAAAAAAAAGAAACUACGGGACCUGCUCAGCACGACUGGACUGGUAACACCAGUAGCUCCCGAAGUUGCUGUAAAACACAGCAGCUGUUGACAAUUCAGCAUCAACAGAUCCUUGAAAACCAGCAGAGGCAGCUUCACGAAAUGCAAGAACAGAUCGCGCAGCUACGUCGUCUCCUACACGCUGCAAGAAGUGACAGCAACAAAAAGCAAGUAUAUAUGUCUCCAAAUGACGAAGGGUACGACUCGGACGCUAGCAGUUCGAGUAUUGGAGCAGUGGCCGAUGUCUCCAACGUUUCCGGUACGUUUAGCAGACACGGGAAUGAGCAUGUGAGUUCUCAAUCUUCAACGGUCUCAGGACCACGGCAUAAUGAUGAUGGCCCGCUUUCUGACGAGGCUUUUAUUCACACGCAACAAGAUAACGUGGGCAGUGAAGGAGAUGAAGAAGACAACGAUGUCUCGUUAAGCUCGCUGGGAUUGUCAUCGAUCAGCAGUGGCUCUGCAGCUGAUUUAUCAUCGCUAUCGUCGUCACUUGUGGGCAAACGGAGGAAGAAACUCGGCGCUUCGCAACUUCACGGGACAGAGAAUGCUAAUGUCGAAGAAGUUGAUCCCGAAGUCGACGAUUUAAGCGUAUCCCAGCUAUCACAAGUAUCAAAGGGCAGCCAGAAGACAGCGCAACAGCCAGCCGCUGAAGCUUUGACAGGUGUUGCAGCAGAGUCCACCAUCGACCAAGAGACUGAAGCGGUGGAGAAGAGUCCCAAUGCACACAACGUAUCUGUUGGAGAAUUAAGCUCUACACCAACUGAAGUCAGCAGGGGGACAGGUAGAGCAGCUGACAGUGACGAGGUUGAUGAUCGAAGCAGCGAUGGCCUGUCGGCAAUUGAACGGCUGCUGCCACCUGACGCCUACCUUCGGAAAGUAGGGGGCUUUGUCGAUCAUCACGGUGGCUGCUUCACGUCGCCACCUCUUGAUUUCCACAGCUUUUGCGUGCCACGCAUCAAGUUUUCGACUGAGACUCCGGAGUGCUCCAUGUCCGAUUCAGAGGACGAAGAAAUCCGCCUCAUCGAGCAAAAGUACAAGCGACUAAUGGCAGUAUGAGCGACCUACAGUACAUUGAACCUGCCAAUUAGUAGGUAGCACAACUUCGUUUCAGCAGGUACACUAACAUUAACCGUUUACAUCGUAGCCCACUCCUGGCAGCAACAUUCUUCAUGGCACCGGCACAAGCAACUGGUCAAUCGCCUGCUUGGUUUCUGACUGUAACGAUGGUCCAGAGGCUUCCGAGUCCUUCACAUACACGAGGUAUUCUGCAGGGAGCAUGAACACACUAGCUGGUUGUCCGGGUGUGGCAGCAUGCACCACGAACCGGAAGCGGUUCAAAUUGUAGAUACCAGACGCCAUAAAGCAUGCCUUGAGAUUAAUUGUAACCCGACUGUUAGGCGAGAACCGAGCAAUCUUCUUCUUGGUUACACCAGUCCAGAAGAAACGAGGCGGCGCACCAUGGGGUGGAGACGCUCCGGAAUGAGACACAGAGUGUAACUUUGUCAACGGAGACGAAGCAGGAAGUGAAGCUUGGGUCUCUUCGGGAUGAAGCAUUUCGACUGUAACAUCGAGAGGUGUUGAAGUUGGCACCGAGUCAUUGCAGACUUCCAUCGAGAUAUCCAACUCCGCGAUUGUCAAUCCUGACGUAGGCCCGGGGUAUGUGGAUCUCCGCAGCUCAACAGAGUCAUUGUAGCUGAGUGUCACCGUCAGAGGACAUGACGUUUCCUGUGGUACCGGCCGGAUCUUCACCGAUGUGAGAUUUGCCUGGCCAAUUGCUCGAUGAGGCGACACUUGGUCGGAGUAAGAUGCGUGGCAAUCGGUCGACCAUACGAGUACAAGGUGGCCGUCGGUAUCCAAGUGAGACAAUAGUGCGUCUUUCGACGUUGGCUGCGGUUCUUGCUGUGGCUUGUGGUCGAUAACGUUUUCACCCGCCGCACUUUUCAGCGCCUUAUUCUCUCGUCGCACACUUUGAAUCGUACGAAAGCCGCCGCCACGUUUGCCGUCAUUUGCAUCACCAGAUCCAGCACCACCAGCACGGACGAGCUCUACAGCGUUUUCCAAGCACAAGAACUGUUCGAUCGGGAGGCUCGUUGACAAUUCCCCGUUCUGUUCAGAGUUGAGUGCCAACUUGCAUAAUUCAGUACCAGAAGUAUCACGGCGUCGAAUUACGCGGAAGUAACUUGUGCUCGCUUCAAAGAAGCCUAGAUGCAGAGAAUCCCGCACGUUAGUAGCAAUCUGCGACGGCGUUCGUGCCAAUCUCUCUACUGCCCAAGUGUUGCUGACACACAAGAGCUCCUCCAGUCGCACCAUGCCGUCCAGACCAUUAGCCAUGUUGUGGUGGUCGCCUCGCUGGUUUGACACAGUGAUGCCAAGAGUAUACUCGCCACUGGCACCGAAACUUGGCUCGAUGGAGUACGACACAUCGAUACACGGCAGCAAGUCCAGGUCCAGCUUAAUUUUCGCUGUGCGCG
Phytophthora nicotianae INRA-310 is the source of this 4291-nucleotide messenger RNA. RefSeq lists its product as hypothetical. Gene Ontology annotation, biological process: protein localization to centrosome; centrosome duplication; mitotic spindle organization. Lineage: Eukaryota; Oomycota; Peronosporomycetes; Peronosporales; Peronosporaceae. The coding region runs from base 39 to 2876 and encodes 945 amino acids. The record is from RefSeq and is a predicted model, not a curated record. Gene Ontology annotation, cellular component: centriole; centrosome. The transcript has a single exon.